This is a messenger RNA of Bipolaris victoriae FI3, 468 nucleotides long. RefSeq lists its product as hypothetical. The record is from RefSeq and is a predicted model, not a curated record. The transcript has a single exon. The coding region runs from base 1 to 468 and encodes 155 amino acids. Gene Ontology annotation, molecular function: nucleic acid binding. Lineage: Eukaryota; Fungi; Ascomycota; Dothideomycetes; Pleosporales; Pleosporaceae.
AUGAAUGGCGACUACCAGCCACUUGGACAACUAUGGGUAUCUCACUUCGUCACCCGUAACCCACGCGUCGCAUCAAUAGUCGGCCGAAAGAUCAAGAGUGCACGUACUACUGGCGCCAACUACGAGACUGUAAAAGCUUUUCUUGAGCUCUUCAAGCGUACGCGUAUAGAGCUAGGUAUACAGUAUGAAGAUAUAUGGAAUAUGGACGAGAAUGGAGUAGCCUUAGGGGUAUGUACGAACGCUAGAGUGCUCGCAAGCUCUUCAAAGAAGAAAGCUUACGUCAAGUCUCCAGAGGAUCGCGAGUGGGUAUCGAUUAUUGAGACCGUCUCUGCCACAGGCGCCAAGCUCCUGUGCUUAGUCGUCUUUAAGGGCAAGCAUCUUCAGACUACGUGGUCUCCCACUACUGGUACACCAGACCGGUUAUACACUACCUCAGAGAAUGGAUGGACAUCAAAUCCAAUUGGGUAA